AUGGAUGAUAAGGAGGAUGGACAAGCUUCACCGGCACAUGUAGCUACAAAUAUAUAUACACACCAGUUGACUCAGCAAAACUUAAGUUUCGAUGAUGCAGCGAAUCCUCCUCUUGCUACUAAUUUGGAGAUAGAAGAGUUCUUUGUUGAAACAGAAGAAUUUACGAGCCUCGCAAAUCGCGAAUC
This is a messenger RNA of Acaulospora morrowiae, 185 nucleotides long. The record is from the annotation of a GenBank genome assembly. NCBI's taxonomy places the organism in Eukaryota, Fungi, Glomeromycota, Glomeromycetes, Diversisporales, Acaulosporaceae.